ACCGAGUCUUAUAGAGAUCGAUUCAGAUGGAUUCCACCGUGGAUCCCCGCAGCCGGCGGGCAGGCAGCCAGCCUUCUUCCGUUCGCUCCCGGCGAUCCGAGCGGUCUGGGCGAUCGGAGCGGUCGGAGCGAUCAGAACGGUCGGAGCGCUCGGAGCGGUCUGGCCGCUCCUACAUCUCUGCUCCGGGCAGCGAGCCGCGAAGGGCCGCCUCGGAAGUGCAGGUAUCCUCACGCCCGCAGGCGACGCCCCUGUCGCAGGUCGCGUACUCAGGCCGUGAGCGGCCCACCACAGGUUCGGAGGCUUCCACCGCCUCUCGUGGGUCCAGCUCCGGAGGACGCUCUGGCCGCUCUGGCCGUGGCGACGUCUUGCCCUGGCAAGUGCCUACGAAAGCCGUGCUUGGGCAUAAGGCGGAGUCUGGCUAUUCGGACACCUCCAGUGUCCGCACGGCCACCACUAUCCGCGAGUUCUUCGAAGAGGAGCAGCAGUGGGCCAACGGUGACAGGUUGAGGUCUGGAGGACGGUUUCCACCCAUGCGGCGGAUAGCUGAGGAGCCAGGCGAGGAUGUGGCGCCUUGCGUGCUGCCGUGCGUGCCUCCGGGCAAGGUGCCCGGUGGCAGGCCGCGAGCCCCGGGCCCUUCCAAAUCCGACAUCCUCUAUGCGCCUCGCAUGCCCGCGCGGUAAGCCAUUUGACACCUUUGGUGGCCAGCGUUGAGUCGAUUCCAAGUGGCGAC
Molecule: messenger RNA, 730 nt
Organism: Effrenium voratum
Lineage: Eukaryota; Dinophyceae; Suessiales; Symbiodiniaceae
Source: the annotation of a GenBank genome assembly